UUUUUUAUUUGCUUGCGACUGUUGUCGUCGCUGAGAGCUCCAUUGUGGUGCUCUACGAUAGGCAAUGUGCCAUUGGCAUCAGUCUUUAUGGGGUGGUAUAGUGGGUGACGAACUAUAUGGCUGAAGUUGCGGUCUUACGUUGACAACGCGCUCGAGGAAUUUUUUUUUGUCACGUCGAUCGCUUGGCUGGGCUGCCAGGCACGUUUGGAAAACAGGACUCCGCACCCUUCCUCCAUUGCUCUUCCCAUUUCAACGACUAGCGGCAAGAAUGAGCCAUCCAACUUCCAUGGAUAUCCAAGGUACUGUGGAUCUCGAAAAACAAAUCAAUGAAGAAUACAAAAUGUGGAAGAAAAAUUCCCCAUUUCUGUAUGAUCUUGUCGUCACCCAUGCACUAGAAUGGCCAAGUCUUACGUGUCAAUGGCUGCCACAGCUUCCUGACAGUGACAGGUCGGUGCAGAGUUUAUUGGUGGGCACACAUACCAACGACGAAGAACCGAAUUAUCUUCAGGUGGCUUCGGUUCAAUUGCCCACAGACAGCGAAGCGCAGUCAGCGAAUGGUGGCGGCGCACACGUUCGAAUUACUCAGAAGAUACCACAUGAGGGAGAAGUUAAUCGAGCACGUUAUCAACCCACCAACCCUAAUAUCAUUGCCACGAAAACGAGAACAGGUGACGUUCUUGUCUUUGAUCGCAAGCGACAUGCCAGUUUCCCAAAAGAUCGGGAUGAAAAAUGCAAUCCUCUUUUACGGUUAUCAGGACAUGAUAAGGAAGGAUAUGGAUUGGCUUGGAACCCGCAUCAAUCUAUGGGGCAACAUGUUCUCAGCGCAGGUUUUGACAACCUUGUUUGUCAUUGGGAUAUUGCCUCCACUCCUGAGCAAGGCAAUACACUUCAGGCGUAUCGCACCUACAACGCUCACACUGCUAGCGUCGAAGAUGUAGCAUGGCAUAUGAAACAUGACUCUAUCUUUGCCUCUGUAGGAGAUGACAUGAGACUCAUGAUCUGGGACUGCCGAAAGGAAGGGUCUGAUAAACCCAGCCAUAAUAUCCAGGCUCACAAGGCGGAGGUGAACUGUGUCGCUUUCCAUCCUAGUUACGAAUGGAUCUUGGCAACUGGCUCAGGUGAUAAGACAGUAGGAUUAUGGGAUAUGCGCAAUUUAUCGCGUCAAUUACACAGUCUGGAAACACAUGAGGAUGAAGUGUUGCAAUUGAGCUGGUCACCGCAUCAUGAUGCUAUCUUAGGAUCGGCCAGUAGCGAUAGAAGAGUCAACAUUUGGGACCUGACCAAGAUAGGUGAAGAGCAAACACCGGAGGACGCUGAAGAUGGUCCUCCGGAAUUACUGUUUGUACACGGUGGACAUACGAAUAAGAUUGCCGACUUCUCAUGGAAUCCGUUAGAACCUUGGGUGAUUGCUAGUACCGCUGAAGAUAAUAUUAUUCAAGUUUGGCAGUUGGCAAAUAACAUCCAUACUGGUAGUGAUCAAGUAUCGAUUGCCCUUAGCGACUUGGAAUGAUUGCAUAGCCCCCCGAAAGAUAGGAAGUCACGGGGAUGUGAAUUGUGUGAAAAGCGUUGAUACGUUCAGGUGGCCAUCAAGCUAAACCAAUCAAAUUGCACUUCCUCAGAGAUUUUCCUUUUCUGAAUAGCGAGUGUUCCGUUAGCAAAUAAAAUGUAGAAUAACACGAAUAGAUGUGUUCGAAAGGCAAUGUACGGC
Umbelopsis ramanniana AG is the source of this 1708-nucleotide messenger RNA. RefSeq lists its product as uncharacterized. Gene Ontology annotation, molecular function: histone binding. NCBI's taxonomy places the organism in Eukaryota, Fungi, Mucoromycota, Umbelopsidomycetes, Umbelopsidales, Umbelopsidaceae. The record is from RefSeq and is a predicted model, not a curated record. Gene Ontology annotation, biological process: regulation of gene expression. The transcript has 11 exons. Gene Ontology annotation, cellular component: nucleus. The coding region runs from base 269 to 1510 and encodes 413 amino acids.